Messenger RNA from Ochotona curzoniae (black-lipped pika), 1663 nucleotides. It is a transcript of the gene KYAT3, whose product is annotated as kynurenine aminotransferase 3. The record is from RefSeq and is a predicted model, not a curated record. Gene Ontology annotation, biological process: biosynthetic process. NCBI's taxonomy places the organism in Eukaryota, Metazoa, Chordata, Mammalia, Lagomorpha, Ochotonidae. Gene Ontology annotation, molecular function: pyridoxal phosphate binding; L-kynurenine:2-oxoglutarate transaminase activity. The transcript has 14 exons. Gene Ontology annotation, cellular component: mitochondrion; cytoplasm. The coding region runs from base 143 to 1507 and encodes 454 amino acids.
UUCCAGUCAGCGCAGUGCCUUAUCUCAGACCACCCCACUGCCAACCUGCACCCUGAGGCCCACCCCCCCGAACGUCAAUCCACGUCCAGUCUCCGCCCCCCGGCCAAGCGCGCCGCCAGGCCCGGAGUCGGAGCGAGGGAGCAUGUUUUUGGCCCACAGGAGGCUCUGUUCUCUUGGCACUGGAACAAAAUUCUUGAAGAAAAUAUAUUCUUCAGAAAUCCCUGGAUUCUCUACUGCUGCUAAAAUGUCUUUGAAAUUUAAAAAUGCAAAGCGGAUUGAAGGAAUUGAUAGCAAUGUGUGGAUUGAAUUUACCAAGUUGGCAGCAGACCCAUCUGUUGUAAAUCUUGGCCAAGGCCUUCCAGAUAUAUCCCCGCCUGCUUAUGUAAAGGAAGAAUUAUCAAAGAUCGCAACAGUCGACAGCCUGAAUCAGUACACCCGGGGCUUCGGGCAUCCAUCACUGGUGAAAGCUCUAUCCCACCUCUAUGGAAAGUUUUAUCCAAAUGAAAUCAAUCCAAAUAAAGAGAUCCUUGUGACAGUGGGAGCAUAUGGAUCUCUGUUUAAUGCCAUUCAGGGACUAAUUGAAGAGGGAGGUGAGGUUAUAAUAAUGGUGCCUUUUUAUGACUGCUAUGAUCCCAUGGUGAGGAUGGCUGGGGCAACACCUGUUUUCAUUCCCCUAAGAUCUAAACCUCCUGAUGGGAAAAAGUGGUCUAGUUCUGACUGGACAUUUGAUCCUCAAGAACUGGCAAGUAAAUUUAAUUCCAAAACUAAAGCCAUUAUCCUAAAUACGCCUCAUAAUCCCCUUGGCAAGGUAUAUACCAAAGAGGAACUGCAAACGAUUGCUGACCUUUGCAUCAAACAUGACACACUCUGCAUCAGUGAUGAGGUUUACGAAUGGCUUGUGUACCCUGGAAAUAAGCAUUUAAAAAUAGCCACUUUUCCAGGCAUGUGGGAGAGAACGAUUACUAUAGGAAGUGCUGGGAAAACUUUCAGUGUCACAGGAUGGAAGCUUGGUUGGUCCAUUGGUCCUCAUCACUUGAUCAAACAUUUACAGACAGUUCAACAAAACAGUGUUUAUACUUGUGCAACUCCCUUACAGGAAGCUCUGGCUCGUGCUUUUUGGAUUGACAUCAAGCGCAUGGAUGAUCCAGAAUGCUACUUUAAUUCUUUGCCAAAAGAAUUAGAAGUAAAAAGAGAUCGUAUAGUUCAUUUACUUGAAAGUGUUGGCCUAAACCCCAUAGUUCCUGAUGGGGGAUACUUCAUUAUAGCUGAUGUGUCUUCACUAGAUGCAGACCUUUCUGAUAUGAAGAGCAACGAGCCUUAUGACUACAAAUUUGUGAAAUGGAUGACUAAAAAUAAGAAACUAUCGGCCAUCCCUGUUUCAGCAUUUUGUAACCCAGAGGCUAAAGUGCAAUUUGAGAAGUUUGUGCGAUUUUGCUUCAUUAAGAAAGAUAGCACACUGGAUGCUGCUGAAGAAAUCAUCAAGGCGUGGAAUAAACAGAAAUCUUGAUAGAUGCAAAAUGGUCAUGGUUAUCAGAUGACUUAGCACGGAAUUGUUACUCGGUACUACCAUCUGCUGGAUGGUGGAGAACAAACUAUUUCAAUACAGGAGACAAAUAAAUUAAGAAUAUUUGCAUUAUUUUUCCACAGUAGGAAUGCUAACUUU